Molecule: messenger RNA, 1716 nt
Organism: Nerophis lumbriciformis (worm pipefish)
Lineage: Eukaryota; Metazoa; Chordata; Actinopteri; Syngnathiformes; Syngnathidae
Gene: grik6
Product: probable glutamate receptor
Biological process (GO): monoatomic ion transport
Cellular component (GO): membrane
Molecular function (GO): signaling receptor activity; ligand-gated monoatomic ion channel activity
Source: RefSeq, a predicted model, not a curated record
AAAGAUGUCCUUCAUGAAUUUGGCCUCCUCAGAUCACUGGGCGGCUCACUUCAGUCUGUCUCGAGGUCUCUGUCCAGCUGUACCCCCUUGACUUGGACUCUUCUCAGGUGCAGCGUAUAGGCAAAGUCAACUCAUCAGAAUGCUGUUUGGCUUCUUUUUAUUCUGUGUUGGACUCCUCUUCAACACAGGAACAUGCUCCGCAGCACAACCAGAGCUGAGGAUCACAACAAUAAUGCAAGAGCCUUACACAAUGCCCCAAGGCUCCCAGCUGGAAGGGUUCUGCAUGGACCUGCUGUCUGAAGUAGCCAAGAAGGUGGGCUUCAAGUACAAAGUGCACCUGGUUAAAGAUGGCUCCUAUGGCAGGCAGGAUGACAACGGACACUGGAACGGAAUGGUCGGCGAAGUCGUGAGAGGGGAAGCCGACCUGGCCAUAGCGCCGCUGACCCUCACGGCGGCUCGGGAGAAGGCGGUCGGGAUGACCAAACCCUUCAUGCAGACGGGAAUAAGCAUCCUGAUGAGGAAAGACAUCUCCGAGGGAACUGGCUUCUUCGAUUUCCUCGCCCCCUUUUCAGCCAAGACAUGGGCUGGCAUCAUUGUUGCAUACCUGGCAACCGCCGCUUGCCUCUCCAUCGUGUCCAGAGUCAGCCCGUGUGAGUGGCGUCGUCCUCGGAGUGAAGACAACACCUUCAGCCUUGCCUACAGUCUUUGGUACGCAGUCGGGGCGCUGACUCUGCAAGGUGCCGGUCCGCACCCCCGAGCACUCUCCGGCCGGGUCGUCUGCUGCAGCUGGUGGUUAGCCGCCGUGGUCAUCCUGGCUUGUUAUUUCUCCAACCUCAGCUCCUCGAAGAGCCCCGAGUCCACUCAGCUGACGGUGAAAGGCUUCCAGGACUUGGCCAAUCAGGAUGUGAUCCAGUAUGGAUGCCUGAGCGCAUCCUCCACUCUGGCUUUCUUCAAGAAUUCCGACAACCCGGUGUAUCGCAGGAUUUAUGAGCACAUGGAGCGAAGUGAAAGUUUUGUGUCAUCCAUGGAUGAAGGCAUCCAGCGGGCAAAAGAGGGCAACUUUGCCUUCAUAGGAGAGUCCGUCUCUCUUGACUUGGCCGUGGCGCGUCAUUGUGAUCUGGUCAGAACACAUGAGGUGGUCGGCAUGAGGGGAUACAGCAUAGCUGCCACGCUUGGUUCUCCAAUCCUCAAGAACCUGAGCGUUGCCAUCCUGCAGUUGAGCGAGGCGGGUGAGCUGGCCUAUCUUCAGAGUAAAUGGUGGGCCAGCAGCUGCAUGCUGGACAAAGCCAAGUCCACAGCUGUGCAGCCGCACAGUCUCAAGGGCAUGUUUGUGGUUCUUGCACUGGGCCUGACGCUGGGAGCCCUGCUGGCCGUCCUGGAGCUCUCCUCCCGGAGUCGCAGCAAUGCGGCAGAGCAGAAGACAACUUUCUGCCGGGUCCUGACUGAGGAGCUCAGCUUGCGUUUUAGGAGCAAGAAUGCAAACGGAGCUGAAGAGCCUGCCGACGAUAAAGAUACAGACAAGGCAUAGACGCAUCCUUCAUAUAGCUUCUUUUCCUUCUCAUUUGACACGACCACUAACUGUAGUUUUACAUAGCGAACCUUUAUAUAAAAAUAACUGACAUUCACAAUGGUAGUUAAAUAGCAAUUAACAACUCUCACUGAUAUGCAUAAAAUAUGCAAACAUCGCAGUACGCAAACAAGAUUAAAAGUGUCUGA